AUGGCGGAUUUUGGGUAUCUUUCGGAUACAGACGAUUCAGCAGUGGAAGAGCUUGUUUCGCAGGCGAAGGAGCUUUCGGCUUUGGAGCAAGUAGCUGCAAUCAAUUGUUCUGGCUUCACCGACUCUACACUUCCUGAUGAUCUCGAAACUCGCUUCCGUCGCCUCAAAUCUCUUCCAGCUUCACGACCCGACCCGGUCUCGUCGUCAUCGUCGAAGACUAGGAAGAAGCAUCUCGCGCAGUCCAAGAGCGUCGCGGGUCACCCGAAAGAAGAGGGAAAUUUCUCCGGAAACCGACGAAAUCAAGGUAUAAAUGGUGGUUUUGAUGAGGAUUCGAGGAUUUUCUCGGCAGAGAAACGCGAUCUGGGUGUGAAAUCGGGUACUGAGAAAAGUUCGAGAGCUGGGCUUGUCUCAGAUGGAAGUGGAGACUUCUCGGAUUCUGGAAACAUCGGCUCGAGCUUAUCGAGAGACAGUAAGAUUUUUUCGCCAGCUAAACAAACGGAGAAGCUUCGUAAAGAGAAACGCAGGAUCGGAUCAUCGUCUUCAUCGUCUCCUAUUGGUUUAGCAACGCCAAAAUCGUCGGAUUCAGAACCAGAAAAGAGAUCGAAAUCAAAAUCGAAAUCCAAGUCUUCGAGCUCAUGGUUAAAUAAGUUAUCUCCAUCAAAAAUCAUCGGAUUCAUUUGGCGUUCACCGGAAAAAUCGUCCACCAAGAAGAAGGAUCUGAAAAGCUGCAAAUCGUUUAGUACUGCUGCUUACUCCUCUGGCCGUGAGAGAGACAUCGACUUCGACGAGUUCUUAUCUGACUUGAAUGCAUUUUCAGUGGAAGAUCAGAGGAAAAUGCUGAAGAAAGCACUCAAAGAACAACAGAAAAUGCGGAAGGAAGCAGCUGAGAUCAUCAAAAUGGCGAAACAAGCUUCAGCAAGAUUCGAUUUUGAUGAUUAA
Microthlaspi erraticum is the source of this 939-nucleotide messenger RNA. Lineage: Eukaryota; Viridiplantae; Streptophyta; Magnoliopsida; Brassicales; Brassicaceae. The record is from the annotation of a GenBank genome assembly.